This is a messenger RNA of Penicillium subrubescens, 1497 nucleotides long. Its product is annotated as fungal specific transcription factor domain-containing protein. Bases 1 to 1497 code for a protein of 498 amino acids. NCBI's taxonomy places the organism in Eukaryota, Fungi, Ascomycota, Eurotiomycetes, Eurotiales, Aspergillaceae. The record is from RefSeq and is a predicted model, not a curated record. Gene Ontology annotation, molecular function: DNA binding; zinc ion binding. Gene Ontology annotation, biological process: DNA-templated transcription. The transcript has 2 exons.
AUGUGGUGCAAAUCACAGGAGACCAACGACCACUCGGGACAAGCCAUCUCAGAAGAUGAUAUCAACUUCGGGGUCCUCGUUCUCCGAGUCAGCCUUCUCAGUAUCCAGAAUCUGCCGCAUUCAAAAUAUCCUACCGCUGGAGUAUUGAGUACUCAUCUCGAUCACUUGGAGCAUUGGUUUGUUACGCUCGCCGACGAACUCGGGAAUUUUCAAGCACUUGAAAGAAAACCGUCGAUUGUCACAGUUCAGCAUAGAUUCUACCAUGUGUGUUACUUGCAGAAUUACGCCAAGGUUCGGCCUAGUUGGGCGGUCUUGAGUGCUGCUGUCAAGGAUGCACGUGAGCUGGGCCUACAUAUGAAAGAUCCGGGUAUCUCCUUGAGUGAUUUGGAUAUGGAGCUUCGACGCAGAACGUUUUGGAACCUUUAUGUCUGGGAUCGAUAUAUGUGCACCUUCUUUGGCCUUUGGCCUCUCAUCCCCGAGGGUUAUUUCGAUAUCGACCCACCCCACGAUGAUCUACAAGCAUUGACUAUCACGCCCUAUAUCCUCACUCCAUUCACCGACCGGGUGUUCCAUAUCAAAUUGGCUCGGUACCUCACCGCAUUUAUGAGCCCACCUUCUUGGAAAGACGAUCAACAUGCACCAGCGGUGGUAGCCGAAUUCGCACAGCGGUUUCAAGAAGUGAUCAUUGACCCGCUACCACCCGCAUAUUGGCUUGAGAAUCCAGAUACGACUUGGGAUGUUGCUGACACGGCAAUUCCUUGUAAGAGAGAAUAUCUUCAUCUAUCCAUCCACAGUACGAAGGCUUCGCUCUACAGGGCCUUUGCAGAUCCAUGCAAUCAUCUCCACCGGGAGACGAAUACACCACUCAAGCAUGGCACUGACUUGCUCACCCUUUCCCACCGUCGAGCACUCAUGGAUGCUACAUGUAAAGCGAUCUCCUCUAUUACCAAGCUCUAUGCAUUGACGGGCGACGAAGAGGGCGGAGCUGCAGAAAGGCUUUUUAUGCUGCCAACCUGGCUGGUCGACGCUUUGGCUUGCCUUGGAGUCUGCUUACUUUCUGUUCAAGCCGAUGAGGGAAAACUCGCAGAAAAGGGCUUGCAGAUCAAUCUCGACCAAGGACUACGAUCCAGUUUCGCCAUCUUCUUCAAUGGUUUUGCUCUACUCUGCCAGCAAGCUCCUCAGUAUGGCUUGGCUAAGAGGGGUAUGAAAGUUCUGGAGAGUUUGCAUGACAUUCUACAUGCUUCACCCAGUCGUGCAGUUCGGCUUGAUGCGAAUGAUGGCGAGACAAUCCCUCUAGGAGCCUUUAGUAUAGGCCAAGCUGGAGGGACAAGCUUCCAGCUCGAGCAUGCACUGGUGUCCCUGCAUAGUCGUGGCGGUGAGAAAUCUCAUGGUCGCAAUUCGACGGCCCUGCCAGAGUGGCUGCCCAGUUUCUUGGAAUCGCCUGGUCGAUCCUGGCUAUUCCAGGAUGGUGCGUUUUUUGGAAAUCUGUUAGCCUAG